Molecule: messenger RNA, 333 nt
Organism: Lathyrus sativus (Indian pea)
Lineage: Eukaryota; Viridiplantae; Streptophyta; Magnoliopsida; Fabales; Fabaceae
Source: the annotation of a GenBank genome assembly
AUGGAUCUGGAGAAAUUUACUCACAUGACAAAUGAAACACUUGUUGGUGCUCAUGAACUUGUAUCAACUUUAGGACAUGCUCAAAUCACUCCCUUAUACCUUUCUUCCAUUCUUAUUUUUGAUCCCACUAAUAUAUUUUUCCAAUCAAUUUCAAAUGUUGGUGGUGAAGUUUCUGAAUGUGUUAUCGAGAGAGUUAUUAAACAAUCAAUGAAGAAACUUCCUUCACAAUCUUAUCCACCAGAAGAUGCCCCUGGAAGCACUUAUCUUAUUAAAUUCAUUAGGAGAGCAAAGGCUGAACAAAAUUCUUUAUUGGUUGAUAUUGGGAAUUCUUGA